Molecule: messenger RNA, 2097 nt
Organism: Notothenia coriiceps (black rockcod)
Lineage: Eukaryota; Metazoa; Chordata; Actinopteri; Perciformes; Nototheniidae
Product: leukotriene-B(4) omega-hydroxylase 2-like
Molecular function (GO): heme binding; iron ion binding; monooxygenase activity
Source: RefSeq, a predicted model, not a curated record
CUAGUGGACACAGUCACUGUCAGAGCAGGGCAAGUGUAAGACAACCUCUGGAAACUCUUCACUUUCUCUUUCAGGAUGUCUCUCCUCCGGGGUGUCCUCUCUCAGGUCCUCAGCUGGACGGGCCUCUGGCAGCUGAUGGUUCUGGUCGGUGCCGGACUGGGAGCUGUGGUCUCAGUUUGGACCGUGAAGCUGUUGGUGUGUCACGCCUGGUUCACACACAGACUCUCCUGCUUCAGCAAGCCAUGCUGGCUGUUGGGCCACCUGGGCGAGAUGCAGAGCACAGAGGAAGGCCUCCUGCAGGUGGAUGACUUGGUGCAGAUGUACACACACUCCUGUAGCUGGUUCAUCGGCCCUUUCUAUCACCUGGUCAGACUCUUCCACCCGGACUACAUCAAACCUCUGCUAAUGGCACCUGCCAGCAUCACAGUGAAAGACGAGCUAUUCUAUGGACAUCUGCGUCCGUGGCUUGGACAGAGUCUGUUGCUGAUAAACGGAGAGGAGUGGUCUCGCAGGCGACGGCUGCUGACCCCAGCUUUUCAUUUUGAUAUCCUGAAGAAUUACGUCAACAAGUUUAACACCUCCACCAACACCAUGCACGAUAAGUGGCACAGACUGUUGGCAGAAGGCACGAGUCAUGUAGAAUUGUUUGACCACGUCACUCUGAUGACACUCGACAGUUUACUGAAAUGUGCCUUCAGUUACAACAGCAACUGUCAGCGGUCUUCCUCUGAGUACGUGACAGCCAUAGUGAAGCUGAGUGACCUGAUCAUAGAUCGUCGAACAAAGAUUUGGCACCACUGGGAUUUUAUUUACUGGAAGACUCAGCAGGGGAAAGAAUUCAAAAAGGCCUUAAGCAUCGUGCACAGGUUUACCAUGGAGGUGGUUCAGAAGCGUCGAGCCCUGAUCAGCCAGCAGAAGAAGACAGGAGCAGAUUUCACCGCAGCACCACAGAAGAAGAAAGAUUUUGUGGACAUCAUACUGCUGUCAAAGGAUGAGCACGGACGAGGCCUCACAGAUAAGGAGAUUCAGGCGGAUGCAAACACCUUCAUGUUUGCAGGUCACGACACAACAGCCAGUGCGAUUAGCUGGACGCUGUAUAAUUUAGCGCGCCACGAAGACCAUCAGGAGAACUGCAGGCAGGAAGUGAUGGAUCUGAUGCAAGGACGAGAAACACAUGCAAUACAGUGGGAGGAUCUGGCCAACCUCCCCUUCACCACCAUGUGCAUCCGAGAGUCUCUGCGGCUGCACUCUCCUGUGCUGGCUGUAACCAGGAAGUACACCAAGGACAUGGACCUGCCCGGCAACUGCACCGUACCCAAGGGUGCCAUCUCUCUGGUCAGUAUUUACGGGACGCACCACAACCCUGCUGUCUGGACAAACCCACACGAGUUUGAUCCUCUGCGUUUUGAGCCUGCCAACACAGAGGGCCGGUCUUCUCACGCUUUCAUCCCCUUCUCCUCUGGCCCCAGGAACUGCAUUGGUCAGAAAUUCGCCCUGGCAGAGCUGCGAGUCGUCGUGGCGUUGACCCUGCUCAAGUUUCGUCUGACCCCGGGAUCUGACCCUGAAAUGGGGAGCAGUUCAGGGGGAGUCCGCCGUCUCCCCCAACUCGUGCUACGUGCAGAGGGAGGAUUGUGGCUGCAGCUGGAGACGAUAAACAUGGAGGAGCUGCAGGACGAAUGAAUCCUGUCACUUUGGUGUUACUACAUGCAUUCUGAGCUUUAUUUUCAACACUUAAAAAAGGAAUGUAGUGUACAUUUAGAUAGAAUUUUUGUGAAUGGUCAUCGUGCAGCUCCAGAAAACCUGUAACUAAAUGUAACUCAAGUUAAUUUUGCUAUUACUUUGCCUGUUUCCACUAUGUUAGCUUAAUGCAAUGUUAUGUAAUAAAAAUGUAUUGAUAUAUGAAAAAACAUCAUUUUUAAUAUAAUGAUAAAAGUGCUUCUGAAGUGGAGAAUUCUUGCUCAAUACAUUUAGCAAACUCCCAAAAUGUACCUGCAAAAUAGCCUGUAGUUGUUCUGGCUACAGUAACAACAUCAGGCCACUAGAUGGCACUAGACUAUUUUUGGUUUUGUAAUUUUGGGAGUAUUUUUUAAUACUUUU